GUUUUGUGAUGUGAGUGGUGGUUGUUCAAUUUUAAUAAUUUUUUAGUAAUUUUAACAUUUUAUCAAGUGAUUUUAAUUGCCAUAUUUCGUAUUUUGAUCAGUUUUAUUAUACACAUUUUGAAUCAUGCGUCCCAUAAGUGAAAUUGAAGAAAAUCUGCAUCGGCUAACGUUGAGAGGAGCACCACCCAAUUUUAGGGAACAUCACAACAGCAGCGCUAAUUUAGCAAAAAGGUUGCUAGAGUUGACCAAAUAUAAUGGAUACGAAAUCAUUCAAACAAACGGGCAAAGGGUGUAUGCUCCCCCUGCCUCGCGAAACAUCUCUGUACCUCCAAGGGGAUGUGAAAUCUUUAUAGGCAGGCUCGGUAAAGAUUUAUAUGAAGAUGAGUUAGUGCCAGUCUUGGAAAGAGUCGGACCUCUUUACAAACUCAGGCUCAUGCUGGAUUUUACUGAAAAGACCAGAGGUUAUGCUUUUGCAACAUAUUUCUCCAUUGCUCAUGUAAAUCAAGCCAUUGCUAAGUUGCACAACUAUGAAAUCCGUCCUGGCUUACAUAUUGCUGUUUAUAAAUCUGUGGACAACUGUCGUCUUUUUAUAGGUAACAUACCCCCUGAAAAAACCCAGCUAGACGUGCUGCAGCUAGUAGCGCGAUACGCAGAGGGUGCGUCCUCGGUGGUGAUGUACCAUAAGUACGACCAACCAGAAUUGAACCGCGGCUUCGUGUUCGUCGAGUUUCAGUCGCACCGCGCAGCCGCCAUGGCGCGCAGGCAGUUCGCGCCAGAGAACCUGAUCUGCUGGGGGCGCAAGCUGUACGUUGAUUGGGCGGAUCCGCUGCCGGAGGUGGAUCCUGAAGUGCUGGCCAAGGUCACCGUGUUGUAUCUAAGACAUCUACCCUUGGACUACACUGCAGACGAGGUAUAUACCAUGGUAUGCAACAUUGUGGGUUCCCAGAUUCUCAAGAAAGUGCAUAAAGCCAACAACUUUGCUUUUGUACAUUUCUACGAAAGACGCGAUGCCGAGUUUGCUUUGGAGAGAUUACAAUAUGUGUUCCGGCAAACUGCGGUAGCAAUUGAUGUGGAAUGGGCUCGUCCCAGAGAGUACAGCAAGAAACACCGCCUGAACUCGACGCCGCAAAAUUUCUGCCGUUCUGUGCCUCCUGCCUUGAGACGUCUGGUAUAUGAGCACGCCAACCAACACGCAAGGAGGUCUAGAUACAUUUCAUUCAACACAUAUGUAGAAGAGGCUUCAACAACAACCAGCUCUAUCAACAGCUAUGGACCAUAUGUGGCUUCCCCCCAGCAUGAUAGCAGCGAUGGACCAUAUGUGGCUUCCCCCCAGCAUGAUAGCAGCGAUGUUGAUGGGUCCUCAGAGAACUACUCAUUAUACAACUAUGAGCCAGUUGAAGCAACUUAUAUCCGUUCUUGCCAGAACCAUUACAACUUCGCAGGCUAUAGGAGUAUGUAAUUUUAUUCUUUAUUUUAUAUAGUAGAAUUAUUUUAGGUCAACGUAUUUUUUUUUAUAAAUAUAUCCUUAAUAUAUCCUCUUUAUAGUAUAGAAUAUAGUGU
Messenger RNA from Acanthoscelides obtectus, 1560 nucleotides. Lineage: Eukaryota; Metazoa; Arthropoda; Insecta; Coleoptera; Chrysomelidae. The record is from the annotation of a GenBank genome assembly.